Molecule: messenger RNA, 222 nt
Organism: Prunus armeniaca (apricot)
Lineage: Eukaryota; Viridiplantae; Streptophyta; Magnoliopsida; Rosales; Rosaceae
Source: the annotation of a GenBank genome assembly
AUGGGACUUGUGAUCUUGACAAGUGCUAAGAUAGCGAAGAAAUUUUGGGCAGAAGCUAUUAGCACAACAUGUUAUACAGCAAAUCGUGUAUAUCUUAGACCGGGCACAACUUCAACUCCUUAUGAGCUUCGGAAAGGGAGAAAACCUAACAUAAAGCACAUGAGGAUGAUGAUGAUAUUAUUCCAGCAGCUCCUAGGCAAGAAGAAAAGGACAAAUGGCUAA